Molecule: messenger RNA, 2735 nt
Organism: Amphiprion ocellaris (clown anemonefish)
Lineage: Eukaryota; Metazoa; Chordata; Actinopteri; Pomacentridae
Gene: adad1
Product: adenosine deaminase domain containing 1 (testis-specific)
Exons: 13
Coding region: 416-2107 (563 amino acids)
Biological process (GO): RNA processing; adenosine to inosine editing
Cellular component (GO): cytoplasm; nucleolus
Molecular function (GO): double-stranded RNA adenosine deaminase activity; tRNA-specific adenosine deaminase activity; double-stranded RNA binding
Source: RefSeq, a predicted model, not a curated record
UUCAACUCAAAAUGGGAUUCAAAUUUUGUGCAUGAUAACUGAUGUCAUUAUCUGGAUUCCUGCUGCUACUGCAUUCCAAAGAAGUCUCAUUAGCUUGUGCAAAUGUAGCAGUAAGCAUUGUUUUGCUGCAACAGGGGGAACAUGACUUUCUUCUGUUUCCGUUUGCAUCGAUAUAGCAGUCUGACCGGGAGUUUAAAAUGGCUAAAGAUAUCAAACAAACAAGGCUUUAAAAAAAAAAAAAAAGCAGAAGGAGUUGUAAUUUUGUCACUUCACUAAAAUUAAUUUUCCGGACAGAGUGAUAUAUCCUGUUACACAAAAGAUCUCUGCACGACGUCAAUCAAACCACGACGAUCAACGCACCUGCGCGUUCACGAUCCUGGACGGUAACGCGAACGAAAUCAUCAAAGCUUGCAGUAUGUUUCCGACUGGUAGAUCAUUUCGAGGUUCCAGAGGAGCCUGUUUUGCAAUGGUUAUGAAGAACUUGCCUGUGGAAUCAGGACUGAUGCAGUCAUACGAGCCACCAUCUACCUUGAAUAGUCCUGGAAAAUAUGCGUUUGACCAACAAGUGGACAGCACGUUCAGAUCUGAUCCCGCUUUCAAGCCAAAAGUCCCACCUAAAACCCUGAUUGCUAAAUACAGAAAUGGUGAGACAAAUGCUGUGGCUCUGCUCCAUCAGCUUGCACACGUUUUGCAAUUCCAGAUGGAAUUAAAGGAGACUGUAACCACAGGCAGUGUACCAGGCUUUUAUUUUGCCUUCUGUGUGGUGAUCGACGGGGUCAAGUACAAGACUGGCAUGGGAAUACGCAAGAAGGAGGCUCGGCUCAGAGCAGCAGAGCUUGCUCUGACGGAGCUGCUGCCCACCUUGGAAAACCUGAAGUCUGCCAUCCCUGAAGCAUCAGCUCUCCCUCCACCCCUGCCAGUAAAAGACAAGCCUUCCAUCUCUGACGUUCGUCCUUGUAGAGCCAUUCACGAAAGGAAGAGUUCUGCAAACCUCCAGAUUCCACGUGCUGUCAGGGAUCAGCUCACUAAACUGAUGAACAGCCACCCGGAAUUCUCCGACUGUGCAGGCACCACUGUAGCUUUCAUUGUUCAGACUUCCAGCGGAUAUGAGGUAGUUGCUCUCGGCACUGGGAACUUCAACACCAAAGAGAGUGUGUCGUCAAAUGGACGGAUUGUGCACGAUUCACAUGCAGUUGUCACCGCAAGGAGAUCUCUAAUGAGGUUUCUGUACCGGCACCUGCUGAUGUUUUUCAGCAAAAAUGCCAGUAUGACAGAAAAGUCGAUCUUCCAGCAGAACAGCAGCAGCAGCCUCCUCAGCCUGAAGAGUGACAUCACCCUUCAUCUUUAUGUGAACCAACUGCCAAAGGGUGCUGCUCAGAUCCCUUCCCAGCUGCGCCUGAACCCGCUCUCCAUUUCGGCAUGGCAAGUCAACAAUGAGAUCAGUCUGCACCUUUCAGUGGAGGGCAAGGUGUUCUCUGUUUUCUCAUCAGCCCUUGAUCACUGUGGCUCCAAAGUGGUCAGCAUGUCCACCACUGAUAAGAUCACUCAGUGGCAGGUGCUGGGAUACCAGGGAGCCUUGCUCAGCCACUUUAUUGAGCCUGUCUACGUCCAAAGCAUUCUCAUAGGUGACUCUGACUGCAGGGAAAUCCGUGGUAUGGAGAUUUCUGUGAGCCAGCGUGUGGAAGGGAUCACCUCUCAGCUGCCUAUGUUCUACUGCAUGAUGAGGCCUCACAUCAGCCUGGUACCUUCCGUGGCCACUAACAGCCCAGGCAGUAGCCAGUUGACCUACGGUAUCAACUGGAGUGAAGGAGACGGCUCACUGGAGGUUGUGGAUGGUCUGGAGGGCAAGACCAUAGAUGAGUCCCCCUUUAAGAGCGGCACUGCUCUGGCCAGCCGUCUGUGCAAAGCAGCGAUGCUGCACCGCUUCAAGUUGGUGGCCAAAGAGGCUCAACGGCAGGACCUGUUGGCCACAAGCUCCUACAGAGAAGCCAAGAGGAUGGCAAAGCCGUACCAGGAGGCCAAGAACGUGCUGCGGGCAUACUUGUUGCAGCAGGGCUUUGGUUCCUGGCUGGACAAGGUUUGGGUUAGUGAUAACUUCAGCAUGUGAAUAAAACCUCAUAACUGAGAAAAAAACUAGAGUUAACAGGAAAUUUUGUUUACAAUUUAAAACCACCAUUAUAUAUACUGGAAGCACUUACUGCUAUGGGACUUGACAGUGCCGGUAAUAAGUCUAUUUUGUUAGUUCUAAAGGGAUUAAAAUCAAUCCCUGCUAAGAGUAGUUUUGUGUCAAGAUUCCAUUUUCAAAAGAGGAAUAAAUAUUAAAUAACUAUAUAAAUUAUAGUUAAAGCUCACAACUGCUUUCUUCAGUCAAUAUGUUCAUGUGGAUACACUGCAUGGUGAUUAGAACAUGCUUCAUUUACGUUGUUCUGCAGUUCUAAAUAGUAUUGUACGCAAUUUGUGUGAUUGAAAUGACUUUUCAGAGUUCAUAGUCAUAACUUUUGUAUUUCUACUUUUGAACAACCCUUAAUGGUCCUGAAGGUUCUAGAUGGUUUAAAUCUAGGUGAGUUCUUUUCUAUUUUUUAUGACAUAGAUCUGUUUGUGAGAUCAAGUUACUGUGUUUUCACUUCUUUGGACGAAUGUCAGUUUGGUUCAUAUUCAGCAGUUUAUCAACAGACACUGUACAGUGCAAAAUUUAAACCUUUCCACAAGGAUAGAACAAUAAUAAAAACAAACAA